Messenger RNA from Drosophila albomicans, 1173 nucleotides. RefSeq lists its product as uncharacterized. Bases 768 to 1103 code for a protein of 111 amino acids. The record is from RefSeq and is a predicted model, not a curated record. NCBI's taxonomy places the organism in Eukaryota, Metazoa, Arthropoda, Insecta, Diptera, Drosophilidae. The transcript is spliced from 2 exons.
AUACUCGUACUAAUGAAACGGAAAUGUGCUCAAAUCCGUUGACAACAUGCGCUUUAUAUGAUUCGAUGCGGCAACAGUUUAAUUUCAAUUUUUUGUUUUUAGUUUAACUACAUGAAUCGAUGAUUUAACUAAAUACAAGUAGUUACAACAAUUCGAGAAGCUCACGUGAUGGAUGCCAAAGAUGCCAGCAGACAACAAGCAGCAGACAACCGACAGUAGAGCAGACAGUUGAGUGGCAGCGCAUCUUGCAUAGAAUCAUUAAUUCAAGAUGAAGACAAAGCCACAAAGACUGGCUGUAAAAAACGCACUGACACUUGACCCCAACAGAGUAACAAGAAAACAAAACAAGUCUUGGCCUUGACAAUGAGGCGAUGGAUUUGGAAUUGAAAUUGGAAUUGGAAUUGGAGUGAAGCGAAACGGCACCAAUCAUCGCUUUCAGCUUUUGUAGCGUUUAUUUAUCUAGGGCCGCUCUAACUAUCGAAUAGCUUGUUGCUUGACAAGCAGGCAACGGCAACGGCAAAAGGCAAUAGCAACGGCAGCAACAUCAACAACGGCAGCAGCAUCGCAAUUAAUAAACUGAAGCAAAAAUAAAGAAGAAAAAAAAAAAAAAACGAAACAUAAAUACAAACAAACAAACACGAUCAACAUAGAUAUAGAAGUAUAAAUAGUUUGAGUCUCAACGCGAUUGCCUGCAUUCGCGCGAGCUACGUUGCUGGAAGCUAUAAAAAAUAUUUCGACAUUCUUUAAGGUACUCAGCAUCCAUAAAUAUGCGUCUCUUCAUCUGGGCAGCGUCUCUCUUUGCAGCACUUUGCUGGCAAUGCGCUUCGGCGGACGUCUCGCAGCUGGUGCGAUCGGGCAAUGGAUUUGUUUACGAUGUACCCAAGGUCAGUCAAUUGGAACUGGAGCUGAACAACGAAUUUCCCACCGGUGAUGAAUUCCCUCAGGAUGCCAUUCCAGUUGCCCCAUCAGAUGCGGAACUGGGCGUAGCUGAGCCGGAGCCGGAGGAAUCGGAGCAGGCGGCGAGUGUGGACAGCGGUGUUUAUGUCUCUUCCAAGGGCCAUGGUUACGCCUACGAAGUGCCAAGUCGUCAGUUUAAGAGCUAGAUCUUAAGUUUAUUCUUCCGCCUUAUUUGUUUUGUACCAAAGCUUCUUAUCAAUAUUAAAACUCCAAUAA